AAAAAUGACACCUACUCUAUCAGUGUUUGUGUGACAAGUCACCCAAAUUUCGUUGCAAGUAGUCCACAAGUCAAUCAUCACAUCUUUAUUAUCGUUGGCGGCAGCUUUGACUUGCAGCUUCCAAUUCCAAGAGAAGCCUGAUUGAUGACGACUCUUGUUCUUGUUCUUCUUCUUGUCCUCCACCUCCAUUUCGAUCACCAACGCCGGCCCAACGCACACUGAAUUGAACCAGUGAGCGAGGUCCAGCUCGAUCGACCAUGGAGAACCAGCAUCACGCGGCGGUUGCGCGAGGUGGCGAGGAGAGCAUCAGCUCGUCGUCGGUGUGGAUCGAGACCAAGAAGCAGCUCCGCCUGGCCGCGCCGCUCGCCGCGGGGUUCCUCCUGCAGAAGGUGAUCCAGACCAUCUCCAUCAUGUUCGUCGGCCGCCUCGGCGAGCUCCCUCUCGCCGGCGCCUCCCUCGCCACCUCCUUCGCCAGCGUCACCGGCUUCAGCUUGCUGACCAGACAGGCAUGGCGAGCAGCCUGGACACGCUGUGCGGGCAGGCGUUCGGCGCGGGGCAGCACCACCUGCUAGGCAUCUACAAGCAGCGUGCGAUGCUGGUCCUCGCGGCGGUGAGCGUGCCGGUGUCGCUGGUGUGGGCGUACACGGGCGACAUCCUGGUGUGGUUCCGGCAGGACCGCGAGAUCGCGGCGGGCGCCGGCAGCUACAUCCGGUGCAUGGUCCCGGCGCUGUUCCUGUUCGGGCAGCUGCAGUGCCACGUCCGGUUCCUGCAGCCGCAGAACGUGGUGGUGCCCGUCAUGCUCAGCUCCGGCGCCACCGUCGCCGUGCACGUCGCCGUCUGCUGGCUGCUCGUCCGCAGGCUCGGACUGGGUGCCGACGGCGCCGCGCUGGCCAACGCCGUCUCUAACCUUGUCAACCUCUCCGCCCUCGCGCUGUACAUCAGGCUCUCGCCGUCCUGCAAGGCCACCUGGCUGGGGUUCUCCCGCCAGGCGUUCCAUGGCAUCCUCGGGUUCUUGAAGCUCGCCAUGCCUUCGGCUGCCAUGGUCUGUAUGGAGUGGUGGUCCUUCGAGUUCCUAGUUCUGCUUUCCGGCCUCCUCCCGAACCCCAAGCUUGAGACGGCCGUCAUGUCUAUCUGCUUCAACACUUACGUCUUCGCAUUCAUGUUCCCAAUGGGACUUGGUGCUGCAGCAAGCAUACGCGUCUCAAACGAGCUUGGUGCAGGACGGCCACCGGCGGCCCGGCUGGCGACUCGGGUGGUGAUGCUCUUGGCGUUCUCGCUGGGCGUAUCGGAGGGUCUCGUCAUGGUGCUGGCGCGCACUCUGCUCGGCUACGCCUACACCAACGACAAGGAGGUCGUCUUGUACACCGCCAGACUGAUGCCGAUCCUCGCGGCCUGCACAUUAUUGGACUGCCUCCAGUGCGUCCUGUCAGGUACGAUCACAAGUGUUGUUAGGGGUUGUGGCCGACAAAAGAUUGGUGCCUUUAUCAACCUUGCUGCAUUCUAUAUUGUCGGCAUCCCUGUGGCGGCCAUCUUUGCCUUUGUUUGCCAUCUUGGUGGAAUGGGUCUUUGGUUUGGGAUCUUGAUCGGAGUAGCAGUGCAGAUGGUCUUGCUCCUUUGCAUCACCUUGUACACCAACUGGAACAAAGAAGUAUUGAAAGCAAAUGACAGAGUUUUCAGUUGUCCUCUGCCUGUCGACGACACGAUAACAUCAGGUUGUAGCGAGCAGGGAAAUGGAUGUAAUUUUGUUGGGAAUAAGCAGGAUGAUGCUAAUGGAGCAAUUGAGCGGACAAAUGGUUUGAACAAAGGUUGAUGGCAAUAAUUCUGGUUUUCUAGAGAUUAGUUGUAGGCUGGUAAGUGGUAAUAUGUAGCAUCAAGUGGAAUGUACUCACUGCUUUGUCUUCAUUUGAAAGCAGAGCAAACCUAGGGGGUCAUGGGUUUCUUUUUUCCCCCAAUAGGUUCAGCAUUUUUUGUGCA
Sorghum bicolor (sorghum) is the source of this 1974-nucleotide messenger RNA. Its product is annotated as protein DETOXIFICATION 16. Gene Ontology annotation, cellular component: membrane. Gene Ontology annotation, biological process: xenobiotic detoxification by transmembrane export across the plasma membrane. NCBI's taxonomy places the organism in Eukaryota, Viridiplantae, Streptophyta, Magnoliopsida, Poales, Poaceae. The coding region runs from base 509 to 1810 and encodes 433 amino acids. The record is from RefSeq and is a predicted model, not a curated record. The transcript has 7 exons. Gene Ontology annotation, molecular function: antiporter activity; xenobiotic transmembrane transporter activity.